UUCGUAGAAUCAUUCGCCAUGUUGGUUACGACCUUGCGGUUGUUGGGAGUUUAGGUAGCUUAAACAAAAAGUGGGUCUAUGCUUGCAUAAGAAAUCUUAAUCCAUUCACAUCGUGAUUGGUGAGUGGAAAUAAAUAAAAUGGAAACUACGUAUGGAGUCGGAAUUAAAAAUCGUUACGAAUUAUUUUACGAUGACGAAGAAGAUCCAUUGGAAAUCCUCAGACAACAACAAAAGGAGACGGAAAAGAAGAAGGUAGAAAAAGUCCCCAAAAAUGCGAAAACUAAAGGAACGAAGCCUGUUACAACAACAAAAGUUACAAAAGAUAUUCCAACGAAAGGAAAACUUAAUUCUGAACCAGCCUUGCAUAAAACAAAAUCUACAAAGCCUGGCACUGAUCGUACUGUGAGAUUUAGUAAUAAUUCUCAAGAAGAUUCUAAAGAGACAGAAGAACGCAGAAACCGUAGAAACCGAGAUGACAAAUUAUUUUCUGACAUAAGGGAAUCGAGAGAUGGUGAGAAUCGACGUGGUGGAAGAGGUGGAUUUAGCACUACUGGCGGUGGAGGCAACAUGCGUGGUUCUAGAGGUCGAGGACGUGGCCGAGGAGGAAAUUUUGGAUUUGAUAGUCGUGGCAAGAGAGAGUUUGAUCGUCAAAGUGGAAGUGAUAAAAGUGGUGUUAAGCCAGUUGAAAAAAGGGAAGGUGCUGGUGCUCAUAAUUGGGGAACAGUUAAGGAUGAUCUAGAAGUACAGCUAACCCCAUUGAGUGAUGAAAAUCCAGAAAUUGGUGAAAGAAGUGGUGAUGAAAUUGUGCCAGAACAAAAUGACAUCAAGGAAACAGAAUUAGGUAUCGAAGGGGUUAAGAUAACCAAUGAAGCAAAUAAUGAAAUGACUUUGGAUGAAUGGAAAAAGCAACAAGAAGGCAAACGAUCUAAAGCUAGCUUUAACUUGCGUAAAGCUGGCGAAGGAGAGGAUUCAAAUCAGUGGAAAAAGUUUACAGUAUUAACAAGUAAAAAAUUUGAGGAGUAUGAUGAUGAGGAAGAGGAGGAGGAAAGUGAGGAUGACGACGAAUUUGUGAAAAGAGGGCGUCAGAAACAGGUCGUGGACAUCAAGAUCAACUUUGCCGACUCACGGCGAGCAAGAGGUCGCGGCAAGGCCAGAGGAUCCGGAAGAGGAAUCAUGAAGGGAGGGAAGUCUCCCGAACAAUCCGUUCCUAAAGUCGACGACUGGAACGACUUUCCAUCUUUAGUCACAGCCUAGACAUUUUUACGCCAGAGGCAAGAUUCCGGGCCGUCGUAUCAAUAUGGCCACGUUUUGUUAAUUUUUGUCUUAUUUGGUCAUGUAAUUUUUAUGCACUGCUUGAAAAAAAUCAUAAUUUUGUAAGUUUGUCAAUGGGGGUUAUAAAGCAGAGAGAAUGUGUGGCUAAAAAUACGGAAAUAAUCGACAGUCUGGAGAUAAACUUUGGUACAGUUUUCCCAUCAUUUAUUUUGUUUAAAGGGUGAUUUUGGAAUACAUGGUUGUUUAUACUGAAUGUCUCGGUAUGUACCAUGUUACAAAAUGAUGUUUAAUAAACCCAAUGGCUCUGUGCCUAAUUUGUGAA
Molecule: messenger RNA, 1594 nt
Organism: Centruroides sculpturatus (bark scorpion)
Lineage: Eukaryota; Metazoa; Arthropoda; Arachnida; Scorpiones; Buthidae
Product: plasminogen activator inhibitor 1 RNA-binding protein-like
Exons: 7
Coding region: 139-1254 (371 amino acids)
Cellular component (GO): cytoplasm; nucleus
Molecular function (GO): RNA binding
Source: RefSeq, a predicted model, not a curated record